Messenger RNA from Crotalus tigris (Tiger rattlesnake), 1661 nucleotides. It is a transcript of the gene EPCIP, whose product is annotated as chromosome unknown C21orf62 homolog. The transcript is spliced from 2 exons. The coding region runs from base 731 to 1381 and encodes 216 amino acids. Lineage: Eukaryota; Metazoa; Chordata; Lepidosauria; Squamata; Viperidae. The record is from RefSeq and is a predicted model, not a curated record.
AGCAAGUGCAAGGCCGCACAUUCCUUUUAGUCUUGCUGAUUAGCCAGGCUGUCAAAAGAAAGGAAAGGAAAUCAACAGUUAGAAGACAAGAUCUACAAAGAGAAGAAACGUACAGCGAAACUGCUCACAAGCUGCAAAUAUCCCCUGAAGUAGCUGCAUAUGGUCCUUACAUAUACUUAUAUAAGACAUGUUUCACUAUAACAGUCUUUGAACAUCUCUGACCAUUACCAGGCAAACAGAUAUGCAUCAAGCUUAACCUCAAGAAAAGUUCUGGAAAAUUGGUUCCAGGCACAUCUUUCAUCUGAUUAUUAUAUUUAAGCCUGCAAGAGAGUUAUACUGAAACCUACAAAGGAAGGAAUACAGCUCUGCAUUAAUAUUUGGACGUAUCCAGCCUUUUUUUAAAUCCUUGCAAUGAUCUUAUCAAUUAGAUCACUCUUUCCCUCAAAUUUACAAAAUGAGAAAUGAAACUAGAAGACAGUGACUUACAGUCCCGAUGGAAGCAAAAAUGAAAAAUGGGAAAAUUCCAUUAAAGAAAUAAGGAUUUCGGCUUGAGUUUAAUCCAUUUCUGUGCUGUAAAGAGGAUAGAAUAAAUUUCCAAGAACUAUUGAACCCAACUCUCAACCAUUUUAUUGUACUCCCACAUAUAAAUGGAUGUUGUUUUGCUUUGGAGCAAAACCCGUUUUCUGAUUUAAGUAAGUGAGGGCCUAGAGCUAUCAGUGCCACAAGAAUUAUGGCUUUUUCAGCCCACAGGAAUAAUCUCUUUUUGAUUGGUCUGUUAAGCUUCUGUGUAGAUAGUUUUAUGUGCAGUGAAAAAAAUAACACACUUAUUUUUACCAAAGAAAAUACAAUUCGUAAAUGCAUGUGUCCUCCUGAUACGAUUAAUGAUUGUGAUUAUAGCCUGGCAAAUCUAAUUUGUAACUGUAAGACUGUUUUGCCCUAUACAGUAGACAAAACCUACUACGAUAAUUUGGUAAUUUGGUUCACUGAAACUGAUAUAUUGAGAAUCUUGUUCAAUGUUACAUCUGUGCACAAUCUAAAACUCUCACUCUGUGGCACUAUUCCUUUGACGACAAAAUAUUUGACUAUUUGGGGAUUACAAAAAUUACAGAUAAGAAGUGAGAAUAAUAGCCAAAUAAAACAGCAAAGUUUAACAAUCUCUACUAGCUGUGACAAUGGAGCCCAAGGCAAGUUGAAGAUGUCAUACAAAGACAAAAACAUGAUUACUCAUGUUGCUGUUUUAGACACAUCUCUUUUCAAUGGCAGUGGUCCAUUGAAAUCAUACAGUGUAGAAAAUAUUUCCAACAUUUCAGACCAGUUUCCACAUUUGGACAACUUUUUUACUCCAAGUAACAAAAGUUGUAUCAUAACAUUCAUUUAUUAGCACACAAAUUUUGGCCAUUUCUAUAAUGUAGAAAUUAUAAAAUGAGUCAUCCUGAGAUAUUGUAGAAACUAAGCUUCUGUUGCUCCUUAUAUUACAAAAAUAAAAAAAUAAAAUAACAGGGAGAUAAAUUACCUUUAGUCAUAAUAGCUCCUAUUUCAGUAUAAUCUAUAGCAGCGGUUCUCAACCUAUGGGUCGUGACCCCAUUUGGGGUUGAUCGACCAUUUCACGGGGGUCGCCAAGCAAGGCUGUCCGCCAUUUUUUUCCCCUUUCUGAUGGGUGC